Messenger RNA from Paramecium tetraurelia, 7665 nucleotides. RefSeq lists its product as uncharacterized. NCBI's taxonomy places the organism in Eukaryota, Ciliophora, Oligohymenophorea, Peniculida, Parameciidae. The transcript is spliced from 4 exons. Gene Ontology annotation, biological process: axoneme assembly; cilium movement involved in cell motility. The record is from RefSeq and is a predicted model, not a curated record.
AUGAGUAAUGAAGAGUACAUUAUUGAUAACUUAAUUACAGAAGCUCGUUUCUUUAUUGAUCACAAGGACGAUAAUGAAACAUUUCUAAGUCAGGGAUAAGAUUGCAUAGAUAAGAUCAACUAAAUACUAAAGAAAAAUAUUAGAUCCUCUUUUCUAGAUAUUUCUUAAGAAGUCAUGAUUAAGUAUUGCGAGGCUUGCCUUGUUGUGCCAGAUAAAGCCCACUUGGUUCAAUAAUAUAUAGACCUUUACUUUUAACGUAACUCUUCUUAGGGACAGUUUUACAUUAGAGCCUUGUUCAUAAAAGCAAGACUUAUAUCUAUGAAUGGCCACGACAGACUACUGAAGGCGGAGGACAUGAUCAAGAAUUUGAAAUUGUCAUUAACAUUUGUUUAAUAAGGAUUAGACAUAAUUUCGAAACCGGAAAAUAAACAAAAGUACGGGUUUCUUAUUUAUAAUGCUUCCAUUUGUGUAUAUAAUAUCAUAAGACCCAUGCUUAAGCCAUAAUGGCAAUUAUCAUUUGUGGAUAUUUUGGAUAAAAUAGAUCGAAUGUUUGAGGAAGUAGAUGAGGCUGACUAUGAUUGGAGAUGCAGAUUCACUUGGCUCUUGUUCUAUUGUUUGUAUGAUGACAGGAAGGCAGAUUCAUUUAAACUAUUGGACAGACUGUGGGAAACAACUAAAAAGAAGGGAGAUUGCGAUUUUCAGAAUUCACUAUUGAGAUUGAGAAUUCACAUUGGUAAGGAAUAUAAGUAAGCCUUGGAUUCAGCAUUCAAGGAAUCAGAGGCUGCUCCAUCAGAGAAGGCUUGGAAAUCAUUGUUUAUGCUCUAGAAGAUGAGGAGUGGUUUGAUUCCAGAGGCUUAAGUUGAGAAGGAAUUAAUAAAUUUAAUCAACUCCAUUUCAAGUGCUGUGUUGCCUGGAAAUGAAGUGGCAGCCACUAAUAAGUUGGCACCGGUAUUCUAGGAAAGAUUGGCUGAAUCAGGAAGAGUAGCAUUACAAUAUAAUUUAGUAAAUAUAGCUGAUUCAAUCACUGCAUUUUUGAGUAGAGUUCGAUAACUACACUAAAAGGCCUACAUUUUACAUGAGUAUAAUAAGGCUGAAUUAUUUAUAAAGAAAGCAGGCCCUUUGAUUGAUAAUAAGACUGGAAUGAGAUUGAAUUCCUUAUAGAUUAAAAUGCAAGAAGUGGAAAGGAGAAUUGAAGCUUUGAAAACUAUGGAGAAAGUUAUGGUAACAAAUAAAAAGUUAAAUGAUCCCGAUCUCAUCUUUGAAGGAGCUGUCUUGAUUUGGAAUAUUUCAUUGCCAUUUUUAAAUGCUCAAUAUAGAAUACAUGUAUAUAAAGCCUUUUCUAUGGCAUGUCAACUAUUGGAGUAAUUGCAAUGUGUAGAUCAUGCAUUGAGAGUGAAUUUCCACAUUGAAUUAGCAAAGAGUGAUUUAUAAGAGGAUUUAGCAGUGAAAGCAGAAUAACACAUUAAAAAAGCAUUGCAAUUGGAUUACAGUGUACCAUUAGGGAAGGUGCAAUUCAAAUAUGAUGAGGGCGAAGAUUUAGGCUUAUAUUAAAGACCUUAUGAUAAGUAUUUAAGGAAUCUAGAAGAGAAGAUCAGACUAAAAUUAAAUAUUUAUUAGGAACCUAAAAAUGAUAUUGAAAGAGUUAUCACUUAAUUAGAAAAUGUGUAAGCAGCCAAAUCAGAAAAUUUAAGAAUUGAUAUUCUAUAAAAGUGUUUGGGAACCAUUGUUAAUUUGUAAGAAUAGGAAUAUUGGUAUGAUACUAAGUUGGACUUGGUUGAAGAGGAAUAAAAUAGAGAAAAAGUAUUAAAGAAAUAAGAGAAUUUAUAUUAAUUCAAAUAGAAGAAAUUGUUAGCAGCUGAGAUUGCUAGAUUAGCAUUUGAAUGGGAGUUUAAUGAUUUAGCAUUUAAAGCAUGCGAGUUUGUUUGUAAUGAUACUUGGGAUGUAAAGAAUGCAUCUGAAAUGAUACUUGCUCAAGUAGAAUGCUAAUAUAGAAUGGCAUAAAUGAUUAUAGAUAACUUAAUUAAAGAUAAUUUUGAAAUACCCUUUGCUGAUCCUAUUAGAGUAGAAGAGAAUGAAAACGUAGAAGAAUUAAGUCAAGAGAAAAAGGAUUAAGUAUUAUCUUUAAAACGAAAAAUGUGUUCAAAUUUUGUCAAAGGAUUAAAAUUAGCAGAUUCUAUCAAAUAAACUUGGCUAGUGUUCAAUGGAGCUAUUUAUAUUUGGAAUAAUUUCCUUACAAUAUUUCGUAAUCCUAUUAAUGAUAGUAAAUUAUUACCAGAAAUUACUAAUUUAUUGAAAGAAUUCUUUGAAAUAAUGAAGAAUUCACUAAAAGAAAUUGAAAAAAAACUAAUAAAUGAUUAUGACAUUGAUACAAAGAUUUAAGUCUUAGCUAAUAUAGGUUUAGUGUAUGCAAGAUUGAUGGAAGGGAAGUCUUAAUAUGAGGAGGUUAUGAGGGUUUGUGAAGCUCUACUUUUAACUCCUCUUUCACCCCACACUCGUAAAUUGAUUAACUCAAUUAAGGCCAGAGUGUCUGGAACAGCUAAAACUAAUGCUGCUAAACCUGGAACUUAAUAGGAUAAAAAGGGCACUAAACAACCAUAAUAAUCAUCGUCCGAUAGUGUUAUUUUUGAUGUUGUUUCAUAAUUAGAAAUCAUUCAAAAUUCAACCAAUAAGGCUCAAACAUAAGAUCUGAUUAAGAAAUGCUUUGAAACACUUGUUAGUUGGACAGCAAAAGAAAACGAUGAAACUGAACUGGAAUUGCAUGCUGAAUUAUGGGCUAGAUUGGCAAGGUUAGCAUUGAAUGAAGAGACUAUUUUAAUGUAUAAGUAUUCAUUAAGGUGUGUAUAAUAUUCUUUACAAUUACUAACAGCAGACUUAUCAACUAUUCCAGCUUCUCGUUUGAGAUGGUAUUCUUUGGCUGAAUACAUAUAUAGUGAAAAUCUAUUAAGAAUGCUUAAUUCAGAAACAUAAGAAACUGAAUCUUAAGAAUCCUUGUUAUUUUCUAGUUUAUUUCAUGCAAUUGAAGCUGCAAAUAAAGGACUAAAAGCUGGUAUUAAUAGUUUAGUUUUGGAUGCAUCAAAAUAAGUAUGGAAUUUAUGUGCUCGAUUAGAAGAGAGUGCUUAAAAUAGAAAACAUCUCAUUAAACCAGUCUAUUCUUGCUUGAAUUACUUGAAAGAAUGUAAGGAAAAGAGUGAACCUGAUUUAGUUUUGCUGUUAGCAUAAUUAUUAUUUAAAAGUGCUUUGGAAAAUGAAGAUUAUAAAUUAGGAGAAAUGGCAGCAGAUAUGGUGUUUGAAUUAAUCCCUAAGAAUAUGUCAAAACCCAUUUGGGAAGCCAAAAUGAUUUUCAUGAGUAAACAAGGUAAAAAUGAACUAUAGGCCAUCGUCAACAUGAAAGAGGCAGAUUCCUCAUUAUAAGCAAAGGUGUGGAUCAGAUUAGCAAGAGUAUCAAAUAAUCUAUAUAAAUAAUAUACAGCGUAUAAUAAGGCUAUUGAAUUGUUAAAGAAGGAUUCUUCUGUUGAAAUAGUUGAGGUGUUAAUUGAAUUUUCAGAAUGGUUGUUGAGAAACGGGAAUGAAAAACAAUUGGUGAUUGAAAAUUUAAUGUAGGCUGCAGACACUUUAAUAGAGAUUGAAAUGGAGGAAGACGAAGAAGAAGAAGAAGGAGAUGAAGAAUAGAAUUCAUCAACUAUUUUCAGUAGAAGUACGAGAGGCAAAAAGUCUACAGUUUCUAAAUAAUCAAAAUAAAAAUCAAAAAUGACCAAGAAGACUACUAAGAACACAGUUAAGUAAAAUAAAAGCAAAGAAUAAAAGUCAUAAAUAUCAGGAUAGAAAUCUAGUAAUUAAAGGUUUUCAAGAGCUGCGAAUGUUAGAACAACAACAAUCAAAAGUAAUAAAUAAAAGUCAAAAAUAUUCAAACCGAGAGAGGAGGAAGCCAAUCCAAAUAGAUUGAAUUGUGCUCAUUAUGAAAGAUUAAUGAGAAUUCACAUUAUGUUAGCAAUGAUUGCUGACACUAUGGAAUAGUCUAUUUAAUAUGCAAUAGAUGCUAAAGUAUUCUUAAUCAAAAUCAUUGAAAUAUCAUUUCAAACUAUGAAUGAAUUUGAAGAGAAUGCCGCUAAAUACACAAACAUUAUUGAUGAAAAAACAAGUAAACAACAGUAAUAACAACCAAAACCUUAACAAUAAGAUGAUUUCUCCCCUAGAUAUCUUCUACCCACUUGUAUCUAAGAUUGGAUCAAAUUAUAAUUCAGUAAAGAAUUCUUAGAAAGAGUCAAAAGUUAUGAAGAUUUUAACUUUAUGGGUAAAUACUUAUUUGACAAGGCUUAAUUAACAUAUACUUAUAUAAACAAUUUGAUUAGUAUCUUUGAAAAAUAUGGGCUUUAAAUCCACAGCGUUCCGAUUUUUGUGUUUUAGAAAUUUUUUGUUAAAGAAAUAUUAAAUAAUUCUUAUUUAGAUAGAUUAAUUGAUGUGAGAUUCAGUAAAUGUUUACAUCAAGUGGGAUUUCACAAUGAAGCAGAGUUGAUGUAUUAAUAAUCUAACAUUGUUAAAUUUAAAUUGACAGACUAAGAGAAGAAAUAAAUGCUCGCAAAAACUGAAUCUAGUGUGUUAUAACAAAAUAGAUCCAGACCAGCCGACAUUAUGGAACAAAAUCUACCUUAGGCCAACAUCAUCAGUGAGAUCUUUGUCUAUACCAUUCUGACCGAUUUAGGCAAUGAAUUAAUCUUUUCAGGUGAAAUAUAUAGAGCCAAAGAAUUAUUAGCUGAAUCUCACAAACAUGCCAAGAUUGUCUCAGAUUUAGAAUUGAUGGGAAGAAUCUUAUGUCUUUAAGGGUAAAUUGCAUUCUUAGAAGGGGAAUUCAGAGAUUCUAUUGAAAAUCACAAACUAUCCCAUAAAUUGAUUAAAAAUGUAAGCUAAUGGGAGGCUUCAUCAAUUGAAACAUAUAAGACUCUGUAUAAACUAGGGAAAUAUGACGAUAUUAGGUAAUUCCUGAAGUAAAUUACAGAAGUGCUUUUGGAAGUCCUAAAUAAACCCAAUUAUUCACCAAACAAAUUAUAGAUUUAUUAAACAUUAACGACUUUAUACAUUUUGUAAUCUAAAAUAUCAACGAAGGAUUUAUUCAAAGAAUUUUCAUAUGACAUAUUCAAAUAGAUAAUAGAGAAUUUAGAGAAAUCAUUAAAAUGCAUCAUGCAUGGCGGAUUUAUGACUCAUUAAAUAGAUCUAAUAUUAAACUUAGUGAAUAAAAUUCUCAUCUUUGUUAGAAAUAAGAAUUACACAAAAAUUGACUAAGUUGAAAUUUAUUUCAAAAUUAUAUAGAGAUUGCAGAACUCAAUCCUUAAACCUUUAGAAUAACAAAGUAGAUCCUUAUUAAAGUACACACUCCUAAUUGAAAAAGAAUCGGAAUCAAUUAGAUCCCCAAUCAUGGAUUUAUAAGCUAAGAUAAGGGUGAUAAUGGCGUCUUGUUUUAUUGAAAUGGGAUUGAUUAAGUGGUUGCGAAAAUAAAUGCAAUUGCCUGAUCUUUAAGGGUCCGACGAUGACAAUAACAACGAUUAACUAGAAGACAAACCAAUUGAACAAUUAAGCAAUUACGAACCUCUCUAGAAAUUCUUAACAUAAUUAACCAUUAAGAUAUAAAGGGCAAUCUAGCCACUUCCUUAGAGAUUGGAAAGUUUUGAGAAGGCAACUGCUGUAUUGUUAUCCACUUUGAAACAAUUGAAAAAAGAUUCAUUUUGGUAUACAAUAGCUGAGAUUGAGUUGGUGAGAGCAAAAAGAUAUCUAGCUAUAAGUAAAUAGUAAUUGGAUGAUGUUUGGGAAACACCAGUUGAAGGACAAGAUUCAGUUGUUUAAUUGUAGUAAGAGGAGGACAAUUAAUUUGAUUAUAAGACGGAUGCUUUACAAAGCGUAUUAAAAUUGAUUAAAGACAUUGAAUCAAAAGCAUUCACAGUAUUGAAAGCAAAAGGAGACAACACAACUGUCCCAUUAGAAUGGAGUAUAUUUGGAUUCAAGUAAAUGAACUUUUAUUUGAAAAUGCUCUAUGAAUCUGCCUUAGAUAUCCUGGGAAGAAAGAGUCCUGAAAUAUCUUAUGAUUAUUUAUGUAAGUUUUAGCAUUUUGCUUUUUGUGAAUAGAUGUUUAACAUGGUUAGACAAUCAUUCUUCGGAAAGCAUAAAAUGAUAGUGUAUAUUAGGUUAAUAAAGAUGAUCAAUUCUGCCUGUGGAUUUCUUAAUUAGGAGGCCAUUAAAUUAUUAACCGAGGCUAAUAAAUUAUGGGAUAAUCUGAUGAUCUUCCCAUUGACAGAACUAUAGGCGUAAGUGUAAUAGAGUGCUGGGUUUCUAAUAAUGCAGAUGAGUCAGAACAAAACGUGUUUGUACUUAGGAUAUUUACAUAACACAAAAACUCCAGUGUACAAAGUGUAAAGAAUACUAUUGGAUUCUAAAACUCAUGAUUAGUUGACUUAAAUGAAAGCCAAUUUAGAUUAGAUUAAGAAUAAUUUAAUUAAAACACCAAUAAUUCAAUAAUAGGACUUCAUCAAAUUGGAGGAGGACAUGGAAAAGGAAUACACCAAGUUUUGUGUAGAUGUGGAACAAUUUAUGAGUUUUGUGCCUCAAUUGAUUGAUGAAAAUAUAAAUACUUAAGAGGAAGUACCUCCACCUGUAAUUGAUCCUAAGGCACCUCCUCCCAAGAAAGAUUAAGGAAAGUAAACCAAAGGGAAACCAGGAAAGGAUGAAUUGGCUUAAUACGAAUCUCCCUUAGAAUAAGCACCUGGUAAGAUUGACACCAUUGUUUUAUUGAUUGAUCCUAAGUUCUUUGAUUAUCCUAUUGAACAAUUGAAGGUAUUUUAAAAGAUUGUUGCAAUGUCAAGAGAUUUUAGUAUGCCUGUGUAUGUUAGAAGACUGAAAAGUGUGGGUUUCUAAGUUUAAUUAAAUAAUAGCUCAAGAGGAAUAGAGAAGGACAAGUUGAAAUACCUCACUUACGAUUUUAAGACAGAGGAUUAGGAUUUAAAUUUGGACGAAUUUAAUUUACAAAAGACUUUAGGUGAGAUUUAAAAAACAACACCCUAACUUAAAUUUGAAGGAACUUUCUCUUAAAGUAGAUUGGCAUCUUUGGGAGAAUUGUAAAAGUAUGCUUAAACAGGAUCAUCUAUUUUCUGGUAUGGAUCUCCUGGAGUAUUGAACAUUUUGUCAUCAAAAGUAAUUGUAGAUCUAAGUGAAAUUAAUACUUCUAAAUUUUGGGUGAUAUUUGAUAAGAUGAAUGCAAAAAAAAGUUUGAUUGAAAAGUUCUCAUCUUUGGAUCCUGAUGGUGAGAAGACUCACAUUCUAGAACAGAAUUUCAAAAUCUCUGUGUUUUUGACUCUGAUUGAUGUGAGUACAAUAUUAACAACUUAAUGGUCACCUUAAAUAGUAGAAUUUUUAAAGGCAUUUGAAAAUUUGGCUAAAUAAUUAACAGAAGAUAUUUAUGUGGCAGCAUGUUUGUAAAGAUAUAAGGCUCCAAUUGUGAAGUAUUAGGAUGAGAAUGGAAAUAUAAUGGACAAGAAACCAUAGUAGGUGGAAACGAAGAAGGGAGGAAAGGUCGAACCUGUGUAAGAAAUUUCAAAUCUGAAGGAGAUUUAAUUUGAUAAAAAGAGAAUCUAUACUCACAAUUUCAUAUUCGUAGGAUUGCCUAAUUUAAGACUGAUUUGA